AUGGGUCGGGUCAUAAACGGGUCAACCCAAAUUUACCACCCGAAUAACCAUGGAUUUGCGCGCUUUCGUGUAGUUCUCGCGGGCGGAGACGGCGUCGGCGACCUCCUGCCAGUGGGGCUGCUUGAGGUUGUCGCGGCGGAGGUGGAGGUAGCGCUCGCCCCAGGCGUCGAUGAGGGCGGAGGUGGCGCCGUCGCUCCAGCUGUCGCUAGGGUUAGAGUUUGGGUUCGGGGAGGGGUUCUGGAUGGGGAGGGCUACGGUCAGGGUCAGGGUCUAGGGAGGGGGAUGGGCGUUGGAGGAGGCGGCGACGGUGACGGUGGCGGAGGGCUGGGGAUCGUCGGAGUUGGUGUCUGGGUUUGA
Asparagus officinalis (garden asparagus) is the source of this 357-nucleotide messenger RNA. RefSeq names its product glycine-rich cell wall structural protein 2-like. The transcript has a single exon. The record is from RefSeq and is a predicted model, not a curated record. Lineage: Eukaryota; Viridiplantae; Streptophyta; Magnoliopsida; Asparagales; Asparagaceae. Bases 1 to 357 code for a protein of 118 amino acids.